CCUCAUUAAAAUACAUCUCGAGAAGCAGAGCAGAGAGAAAGAGAUUCAGAGAGAGAGAGGGAGGGAGAAAGGAGCUAAGUGGUCUCAUUACCAUUCCAAGCUCCAUACGAACCGAAACGACGUCGUUCCCUCUACCUUUUUCUCUGCAAUCUCUCCUCCCACGAGUUUCUCAGCUUUUCUCGGAUUAUCUAAUUAAAAGAGGAGAUCUUGUCUCACGGUGGGAUUGUUUCUUCUCUUCGAAAAGAUCGUGUUCCAGGCAAUUAACUGCAGAAAAUGGUGAUGUGGGUCUUUGGCUAUGGGUCUCUUGUGUGGAACCCAGGAUUUCACUACGAUGAGAAAGUGUUAGGUUUCAUCAAGGGAUAUAAACGUGUCUUUGAUCUUGCUUGCAUUGAUCAUAGAGGCACACCAGAACACCCUGCAAGAACUUGCACCCUCGAGAAAGCUGAAGAAGCCAUAUGCUGGGGUACUGCAUUCUGUGUCCGUGGAGGACCAGAAAAAGAACGUCUGGCUAUGGAGUACUUGGAACGUCGAGAGUGUGAAUAUGAUCUCAAGACAUGUGUAGACUUUUACAAGGAAGCUGAUCCUCUGAAGCCAGCUGUAACUGGAGUGAUAGUAUUCACUUCUACUCCAGACAAGGUCUCCAACAAGUAUUACCUUGGACCUGCGCCAUUAGAAGACAUGGCAAGACAAAUUGCGACAGCCAAUGGACCAUGUGGUAACAACAGAGAUUAUCUCUUCUUGCUCGAGAAGGCAAUGCACGACAUCGGGCAUGAGGAGGACUAUGUUAUAGAGCUGGCAAACGAGGUGAGGAAGGUUCUCACAGAGUCCACGACAAAGAAGGUGACACCGGUGAAGGAAUCAAGAGCGAGCCGUGUAGCUAACAAGUCGAAGAACAAUGUCCCCACGGCUCAUCAGAUACUUCCUCCUCAUCCAGAAGCUGUUGCCACGACAAUAUAGCCCUUGUAGUUUUCUUCUUAAUUGGCUUUAGACACGAGUGAAAUCAGGUCUUUUUUUUUAAUAAUAAUGACAAAGUAAGUUUGUUUUCUGAGUAGAGAAGUAAUCUGUGUUUGAAACUCUCGUCUUGUGUGUUGUCCUAACGAGUGCCUUGUUUUGUGCACCUUUUGAAGAAAAUUAAUGUUGAAAC
Arabidopsis arenosa is the source of this 1144-nucleotide messenger RNA. Lineage: Eukaryota; Viridiplantae; Streptophyta; Magnoliopsida; Brassicales; Brassicaceae. The record is from the annotation of a GenBank genome assembly.